AAUGACGGUGGGCUUCAGUACCGAGUUCCGUUGCCAAUGGUAGCGGCAUAGGGCUGGGCGCGGCUGACAGGGGUCCCAUAGCAACAGCGGGGGCGAGGAUGGAGAGAGCGAGGGGCCGCAGCGCGCCCGGCGGGGACAGAAUCUUUGAGGAUGAAAGCAUGAAACUACGACAACUGAGACUAGAAAAUCAGAGAGCUCUUCUGGAGAAGAAGCAGAGGAAGAAACGUCUUGAUCCCUUGAUGGUACAGCCAAAUCCUGAGGCAAAGCUGCGCAAGUCAAAGCCCAAAGGGUGUGAGGAGCAGACUCCUUUAGUAGAAAACCCAACUCCUUUCCACAAUGAUGUUACCUUACAUGGCAUUGAUGGGCCAGCUGCUUUCCUGAAAUCAGAAGUGCAAGAUUUAGAGACCAAAUUCCAAACUCUCUCUGCUGAGUCUUCCAUAACAGAAGACAAUGCAGAUCAGGAAAAUGAUGGAGAGACUCUAACAGAAACAGCAGCCAAACCAGAUCUGCAAGAAAUCUUACAGAAAAGAGGAAUUUCAGGCAGUUUGAAUUUUGAUGAGGAAGACACAGAAGACGAUGAAGAAAGUAGUAAGAGACCAGCAUCUCAUUCACCAUAUCCUGAAUCUGAGAGGCCUCAUUCUGCAACCAGCCUUAAAUCUUCUGCAGAAACAGGUGCUUCCUGUACUUCAUCCUCUCAGGCAGAUGCACAGCUAGGAGAAGUAGAGAACUUGGAAGAUUUUGCAUUACGCCCCGCACCCCGUGGUAUUACAAUAAAAUGUCGAAUCACUAGAGAUAAGAAGGGAAUGGACCGGGGCUUCUUCCCUACUUAUUACAUGCAUCUGGAAAGGGAUGACAACAGAAAGACAUUCCUUCUUGCAGGGCGAAAGCGGAAAAAGAGCAAAACAUCCAAUUACCUCAUAUCUAUUGACCCAACUGACUUAUCUCGGGAAGGGGAAAGUUUUAUUGGAAAACUCAGAUCAAACCUCAUGGGAACUAAAUUUACAGUCUAUGAUCAUGGAGUCAGCCCAGUCAAGGCACAAGAUCUAGUGGAAAAGGCUCAUACUCGACAGGAGCUUGCAGCCAUUUGUUAUGAAACGAAUGUGUUAGGAUUCAAGGGUCCCAGGAAAAUGUCUGUGAUUAUUCCAGGAAUGAACAUGAAUCAUAAGCGAAUUCCAAUCCAGCCACGAAAUGAACAUGAGAGUCUGCUAUCAAAGUGGCAAAACAAAAACCUGGAGAACCUCAUUGAGCUACACAACAAAGCUCCAGUCUGGAAUGAUGAUACUCAAUCCUAUGUUUUGAACUUUCAUGGGAGAGUCACUCAGGCCUCAGUGAAGAACUUCCAGAUUGUCCAUGACAAUGACCCUGACUACAUUGUGAUGCAGUUUGGUCGUGUAGCAGAAGAUGUGUUCACUCUGGACUAUAAUUAUCCUCUCUGUGCUCUCCAGGCCUUUGCUAUUGGACUUUCCAGCUUUGAUAGUAAAUUGGCCUGUGAAUGAGAGAGAUGAGACUUGAAACAUGGAACUCACUGCCAUCCCUGCAUCUUGUUGUAUGAGUUCCAGAUGGAGCAAUGAGAAACACACUGGGGAUGGAAGGGAACUGGAGGACAAAUUUCUGCAGGCUUAUUAGAAAGCAAAUAGCAGCCCUAAUGGCAUUGUGGUCAUCAACGGUAGACAGAUCUUAGAUCUUUGGAGACUGUCUAAAACUGAGCGCUCUUUGUACGUACUGUGGAAGAACAAGGCAUAUGCAUAAUGUUUUUGUUGUCAGUAUUGACACUGCUUUCAAAAUCCUGAAACAGAUGCUUCAUGAAAGCAGGCUAAGAAAUUUAGGCCACUAAUUGGAACCUGUUCAGCUGGAAUUAGAAAAAUAGUGGUUUAGUGUCCAUAUACCUUUGAUCUUCAGCAGUGCCCCUGAAGCUGAUGCUGCUGAUCUUACUCUGAGUUCCUGAAGAGAUUAAUUCAGGAAAAAGGAGGAAAGUUAUGGUAUGUAUUCUAUUUUGCUCUGUGUUAUCUUGUUGUCUGUUACAACAUUCAGAGAGAGAGAGAGAGAGAAGAGAGAAGGGUUAUGCCUCUGUGCAAUUGUAGAUAGUAUUCAAGAAAUAAAGAGUUGGAAUGAGACACCGAUUUUAAUAAUCCACUUCUCUCUUACUCUGAAGUAUGGUUCUCUGUUAAAUUUAAUGGUCAAGUUCCCUUUCAUUAUUCUAAUUUCUCCAUAUCCCUUGACAAUCUUUUUACCAAAUAAAGAAGAAUCAGAUCUCAAAUAGUCCUUCCUUAGUGAGUGAUAUUAUAUAUCUAUUCUUUUUCUUAACUACUUGAAAAAUGAGAUUGAAUACAUGAUAGAAUCUGACUGAAUUUGGCUGAGGGUAGUAUUGUAACAAUUUACAGUACUAUUCCUGAAAAGCAGUGUUCUGACUGAAUCUAGACUCUAAGCAGAUCAGUUGUGGGUGUAUUUUUUUUUUUUUAAUUUGUGCAUUGUUUGUAAAAUUUGCCACAUUUUUAGGAAUAACCUACUGGCUGAAUUAAUGACCUAUAGAAAUAUACUUUACAUAAAUAUCUUAAAUCUAAAUAUAGGAAGGAGAAACCCCUUUCCAAAUGAGAGUAGAGGUAUUUCAAAAGCAGCAGUAAGUUUUUUUUUUUUUUUUUUUUUUUUUU
This is a messenger RNA of Rhea pennata, 2648 nucleotides long. RefSeq names its product TUB like protein 3 (gene TULP3). The transcript is spliced from 11 exons. The record is from RefSeq and is a predicted model, not a curated record. The coding region runs from base 99 to 1496 and encodes 465 amino acids. Gene Ontology annotation, cellular component: cilium. Gene Ontology annotation, biological process: protein localization to cilium. Lineage: Eukaryota; Metazoa; Chordata; Aves; Rheiformes; Rheidae.